AUGGAUCACAUCAUUUGGGGUAUUAAUAUUGGUGUUCUGAAUGAAAUCGUAUCUUUGAAAGCAAAAUCAACCAUAAAAGGGUAUAAAGACUCUUUUUCACUAGCAAAGGCACUGUUAAAAUUACUAAAAUCAUUCUUUGAUUAUAAGAUCAUUUAUGAUAAGGAAAUGGAAUUAGUCAAUGAGAUAAAGGAGAUACCAGAUAAAUUGAUUUUUGAAGAUACAAUCGCAGUAUAAUGUGCUAACAGUUUAAUUAAUAGUAGGUAGAAAAGAAGAAUUAAACAGCUUAAUUUUAUAGUAACAUCACUUAGAAUUGUAAUGUUGUUGAGAAGAUUAAAAUUGUUUGGAUUAAAUAAAAAAAUCAGCAAAAUAUUUUAUUCAUGCAGUGGUUUAACUAUAACAUUUAUAAACAUUAUGGUUUAAUUAAUCAAUAAUAAUGAAUUGAUAAAUUAGAAAUUGGAGAAGAAUGAAAAAGAAAAAGAGAAAAAGCUUGCAAGAGUUAAUUCUUUCAUUCCUUAGAAUCAUUAAUUAAAGAAAGUUAAGUCAGAACUUGAUAGGAGUCUUAGGAGAAGACUCAGAAAAUGA
Paramecium tetraurelia is the source of this 582-nucleotide messenger RNA. RefSeq lists its product as uncharacterized. NCBI's taxonomy places the organism in Eukaryota, Ciliophora, Oligohymenophorea, Peniculida, Parameciidae. The record is from RefSeq and is a predicted model, not a curated record. The transcript has 2 exons.